GGGUGGGGAGGAGGCGUCGUUGCGCUCCUUCCGGGCGGUGGCUGUGGGUCGACUCUCCCAGGCUUCCUGGGAGUCGUUGGCGCUUGGCACUAUGGGGCAGAGGGCGGGGGAGUGCCCGACGGGGACCUGGACGUAACCCGUCUUGGGGUUACGGAGGCCGGCUCCUGCUCUCUGCGGGUUGAGGCCUCUGGCUGCGGGGAGAACCGGCUGAGGCAGGCGGGGAGGCCGAAGCAGGGCCGUGCUGGAGGCCCAGCGCUGCGGCCCGACCCGGCCCGGCGAUGCUGCCCAGCGCGGACCACGGCUCUUGAAUUAAAAUUUCCAAAUUCUCUCAGUAACGGUGGAAGGAAAUUUAAAUACGAAAUCAAAUUCUGUGAAAAUGACUCUUCAGGAAAUGGUGCUUCAAGCUGCUGCUCUUUAUUCUGACCGAAUAGCUGUAUGUUUUGAUGGAUGUAAUGAUGAACUUCCAGUUUAUUAUACCUACAAAUCUGUGGUUAAUUUUGCCUCAGAAUUGUCUAGCUUUCUGCAACUACACUGCAAUUUUGAAGGGAUUAAUGAAAUUGGUCUUUACUGCUAUCCUGGAAUAAAUUUACCAUCUUGGAUUUUGGGAAUUCUGCAAGUCCCUGCUGCUUAUUCUCCUGUUGAUCCAGAUGUACCACCAGAAUUAUCAGCCUAUUUUAUGAAAAAAUGUAACCUCAAGUAUAUCCUUGUUGAAAAAAACCAAGUUGAUAAAUUCAAAUCUUCCUUUGAAACUUGGUUAAAUAACGAUACCAUUACAGUAGACCAUACUGGUUUAAUACUUUUUGAACUUCACUGGAAUGAUAUUGAUGUGAACUUGAUUGUACCUGAUAAAAAAGAGAACUAUGGAAAGGAAAAAAUUAAUAAUUGCAUCAGUUAUUUGAAUAGCAAUGACGAAAAAGCAAAGAAGUGCCUGGAUGUCAGAUUUCAGCAUUGCUUAGCUUACGUUCUACACACCUCAGGAACUACAGGAGUCCCUAAGAUUGUCAGAGUGCCUCAUUCAUGUAUAGUACCAAAUAUUCAACAUUUUCGGACACUUUUUGAAAUCACACAAGACGAUAUUCUUUUCUUGGCCUCCCCUUUGACAUUUGAUCCAUCUGUUGUGGAGAUAUUUCUUGCCUUGACAAAUGGAGCAUCUCUGCUUAUAGUUCCUAAUGCUAUUAAAAUGCAGUCAUCGAAAUUGGCUACUGUUCUGUUUCACCAUCACCAUGUGACAGUUCUCCAGGCUACACCAACACUGCUUAGAAGAUUUGGAUCUCAGCUCAUCAAAUCAUCUAUUUUAUCAGCUACAACUUCACUUCGUGUAUUAGCCCUUGGUGGUGAAGCAUUCCCAUCAUUGAGUGUCCUCAGAAGCUGGAGGGAAGAAGGCAAUAAAACUAAAAUAUUUAAUAUCUAUGGUAUCACAGAGGUAUCCUCCUGGGCAACAUGUUACAGGAUUCCAGAAGAGGAUCUUAGCUCCACUCUGGGAGUUGAGUCCCCUGUGCAUUUGGGAUUUCCACUGCUUGGAACAGUAGUCGAAGUCAGAGACAGAAAUGGUUUGACAGUUCAAGAAGGCGAAGGCCAAGUUUUUUUAGGUGGUGAGAAGCGGGUAUGUUUUCUUGAUGAUGAAAUAACUCUACCUUUUGGCAUGAUGAGAGCGACUGGUGAUUUUGUUACCGUGAAAGGUGAAGCAAUGUUUUUCUUGGGACGGCAAGACAGUCAAAUUAAACGUCACGGCAAGCGUAUUAAUAUUGAAUGCAUACAGCAGGUUGCUGAACAAAUUUGUCAAGUAGAAUCCUGUGCAGUUAUAUGGUAUCAUCAAGAAAGAUUAAUUCUGUUUGUGGUGACCAAAGAUGGUUUAGUGAAGGAUGGUAUUUUAGGAGAACUUCAAAAACAUCUUCCAAGUUACGCAGUCCCAGAUGACAUUGUGGUUAUUGAAGCCUUACCAUUUACAUCUCAUGGCAAAAUCAAUAUGUCUGAGUUAACCAGAAUUUACUUUAAUUACAUAAAUUUGAAGUCUAACAGUAACCUCAAAGGAAAAGAGGAGCUAUGGGAAAGAUUGCAGUACCUAUGGAAGUCCUCACUGAGACUUCUGGAAGAUCCUUUGGAAGUUUCUAAAGAUUCACUAUUCCUUAGUAAUGGUGGUGAUUCCUUAAAGUCCCUUUGGUUCAAUAAUGAGAUUGAGAAUCUGGUAGGUAGAUCGAUACCUGGACUUCUAGAAGUUAUUCUCAGUUGCUCCAUCUUAGACAUAUACAAUCACAUUCUCCAAGCAGUGUUUCCAGAUGAAGACAUACCAUUCAAUAGGAGUUAUGGCACAAAAAGAAAAUUCAGUGUCAUGGAUAAAGGAGAAAUAAGUGGCAAAAAUGUAGAUCAGAAGUCUGGAAAGCCUGCGAAUUCUGGCAAAGAGCAGAAUGCUUUUAUUGCAUUGAGCAGAGGAAAUCAGAUUUUGUUUGUGAAUGUCUCUGAGUCUUUAAAGAAUUCCCUAAGUAUGAGACAGACGGGAACCAAGUUAGGAAAAUAUCCUUCAACAUCUUCGGAUUUAAUUUCAUCUGAAGAGUCCAGUUUUGUUCAAAAUGUGACAAGCAAAAACCCUUCAGCAGUUAUCGAGAAGAUGGAUGAUACAGAAGAGAUCAGCCCUGUGUCAAAAAUUUUGGAAGAUGAAACUUUUGUGAGAACGUCUGAGAAAAUAAAGUUAUGUGUCAGGUGGAAGUCCAGUACUGGCAAAUGUGUGGAUGCUUCACCUCUCAUUGCAAUACUACUUCUCAGUCAGUCAUCUGCAACUGUCUACAUUGGAUCCCAUUCUCACAGGAUACAAGCAAUUGAUCUCUGUUCUGGAAAAGUGAAAUGGGAACAGAUCUUAGGAGAUCGCAUUGAAUCCUCAGCUUGUCUCUCUCAUUGUGGGAAUUUCAUUAUAGUGGGCUGCUAUAAUGGUUUAAUUUAUGUGCUCAGAAACAGUAAUGGAAAAAUACAUUGGAUGUUUGCUACCAAGGAUACCGUUAAAAGCUCUGCAACCAUGGAUCCAUCUACGGGCCUCAUAUAUGUGGGAUCUCAUGACCAUCAUGCAUACGCUUUGGAUAUUUAUAAGGAAACCUGUGUUUGGAAGUCACAUUGUGAAGGAAUUGUCUUUUCUUCACCAUGUCUAAGCCUGGCACCCCAUCAUUUAUAUAUUGCUACACUGAAAGGAGUUCUAUUGGCCUUAAAUCCUGUUACUGGAAAUAGAGUCUGGACCCAUUCCUGUGGAAAACCUCUUUUUUCUUCCCCACAAUGCAGCUUGCAGUAUGUUUUGGUUGGUUGUGUGGAUGGGAAUUUAUACUGCUUUAACCACAUUGGACAACUGGUUUGGCAGGUCUCUACUAAUGGACCAAUCUUUUCAUCCCCAUGCAUCUCUGAUUCAAUGAAGCAAGAAAUCUUUUUUGGCUCCCAUGAUUGCUUUAUCUACUGUUAUAACAUGGAAGGACAUUUCCAGUGGAAAUUUGAGGCUACUGCAAGUAUAUAUGGAACACCAUUUACUUUCCACAAUCAUAAUCUAAGUAAUGAAAUGCUGCUAGCAGCAGCAUCUACUGAUGGAAAACUAUGGAUCUUGGGUGCUGAAAGAGGACAGUUACAAACAGUACAUAAGCUUCCUGGAGAAGUUUUCUCAUCUCCUGUGGUCUGGCAAUCAAUGCUCGUUGUUGGGUGCAGAGAUGAUUAUGUUUAUUGUCUAGAUUUGUUGAACGUUAUUGAAAAAUAGCCAUCAGAAAUAACUAGCCUGCAGUCGUUCUUCAGUGUUUUUAUUAGUACCAAAUGGAUAGAAACUGUUUUACAGGUAAAGAUAUUUUGGUUAAUAAAUGAUUCAUCAGGGAAUGACCAUUUUGAACAUCCUCUGUUUGACAGGCCAUAAUUAUUGCAGAAGCUGUUGAAAGAGCUGGUUUUACAUGUCAUACUCACUAAUAGUUCUAUUUCCCACUGUGUAUGAUAGUCUAUACAUGCUGUAGCCAGAAUGGACUUUGUUUUCUUUGAAUGACUCAGCUUGCCUCGUUGAGCUUCCCUGGACGCUGGGGCUUGCUCUUCUGGGGCAGGACCAGAGCUUCCUGUGUGAUGAGUCGUGGGGCUGGCUGAGGGGAAGUGUGUUAACGUGGUCUACGCUAGGGGGAAGGGCCAAGUCAAGAACCAAUCGGCCCUGGUCGUUCAGGCAGCGCUUGAUGAUGUCAAAAACUCUAUAAGAGGGGAGAGGACAGCUUGAAGAUCCUCCUUUCCUUUUCCGGUUGGAGCCAGAGACACCUACAGCCGAAGCUGAGCUGCCAGUAGCGGAGCUGACUAGAGGCUAGUGGGUAAUCUUCUUACCGUAGAGGGGAAGCAUGUAUACGAUUUUGCCUUAUACCAUCUCGCUUCUCUGUGGCCUCCUGGUUACCCUUAUAAGGCGGACUUAUUGGGCCUGGAAGCUUUUGAUGAAAAUAUCAAAAUGGGGAUGCUGGUUUGUGGGCUUGUUAUUGUGGAGUGUAAAUACAUGCUUUAGUUCUCCUGCCUUCUGCCUAGAGAAUUCCUUAUAUCCUGCGGUUCUGGACCUUUUAGGCACAUAUGAGAUUCUCUUUGAAAUCAUAAAUUCUGCCUUCCUAAUAUACAUGCCAUCAGAUGUUUCAGUUAAAAAGAUCUUGGGCCUGGAAAUGGAGAAUCGAGUGGCUUGUACAAAGUCACAAAGAUUAGGAUGGAAAGUAGAAAGGGAAUUAGAAUCUUUGAUUCCCAGUCUAGGCUAUUUUCCUGUUUAUUAAAGUUGUUUGUCUUUUUGCCCCUAUUAUCUUGUACACAGUAAGUGUUUUUAAAAAAUUCUUGUUGAAUUGGAUAAUAUGGCAACAUUUGAUGAGUACAAUCUCUUUGCUUGCUGUUGUGCUGUUUGUUUAUUCUUUCUCAGUGAGAUUUAUAGCAUACAGGUUUUUACCGUCAGGGAUGUGUGAUCUUUUUAUAAGUGAACAAGGUUCCUAUAUUAGGAAGUAAAAUUACUGGAUGAUUUCGGUUAGCCUAUUACUAACAUCUCCUUCCAGAGGACUAUGUUAAUUUAUUCUUUUGUGGGCUUUAACUCUUAAUUUAACUUAAGUGUUUUCUCAUAUAUAUCUUUUAUGUUAACCAUGAGAAAAGUUUAAUUACUUUAAAAAGUUGCUGUUACUUUUCCUGAAAUCUCGCAGCAUAUGAUUCAAAGUAAUUUCCUAAUAAAAUACCAUGAAAGUAA
Messenger RNA from Trichosurus vulpecula (common brushtail), 5197 nucleotides. RefSeq names its product aminoadipate-semialdehyde dehydrogenase (gene AASDH). The record is from RefSeq and is a predicted model, not a curated record. Gene Ontology annotation, molecular function: protein binding. Bases 377 to 3724 code for a protein of 1115 amino acids. Lineage: Eukaryota; Metazoa; Chordata; Mammalia; Diprotodontia; Phalangeridae. Gene Ontology annotation, biological process: amino acid activation for nonribosomal peptide biosynthetic process. The transcript is spliced from 15 exons.